GUAAAUAAACAAUAAUAUUUCAAUUACUAAUUAAUAAUUAGUAAUUUUUAAACAAAUUUUUUUUUUAAAUGUGAAAACUAUUGAAAUCAAGCAUGGAUUAAUUCUAAAAAAAUAUUAUCUAGUAAGUAAUGUGAUAAUACCAAUAUUAAGACGCAAUUAAGUGUGAAAAAUGCGCCAAACCCAGUUGUCUGAAUUUUUCCGAGUAACCGGCUCACCGGGGUCGGUUAAACGUGAGACGAAACGUAAAUACGGACACUUAACCCCUAAAUCAACCAACAAAUUUCAGAUAAAAGUAACUCCUAAAAAGACAGACAGUCCUUCAAAAAUGGACAAGAAGCGUUCGUCAGACCUAUCACUAAGCCAGGUCCAAAAAAAACUCCGUCUGGACCCCGAAGACUCUGAAAAUGAUUCAAUCAACUUGACUCAGCCGUACGUGCCAAUGGAUUUCGAUCUUGAGAAGAUUUACCGCGAGAAGCAUUUUGACAUUGAGUUUGGCUCCGUGGUGAUGUCCAUGUGCCAGGAGGUAAAGCGUCUGAAGCCCUCGGAGAACAAACACGUCCAGCAGCUGUUCUCGGCUUUUUACAACACUCUGUCGAUGCCAAUCAACUGCGCUUACUUCACCGAAGAGGAGCUUAAUGUCCUCAGACUGAUGAUGGGUCUCAGCGACGAUGCGAAAAUUCUGCUGGCCAGGUUGCUCAAGUGGAAGGACAGCUGGCAUAGAGUUAAGAAAAUUUCUGGGAUGAUAGAGGUGAAUUUUACCAGCACGAGCUUUCAGGAACUUGUUGACAAGGGAAUUUUUGAUUGUGAUUACGAAACCGAUCAGAUGUCAGUAGUGCUAGAUCUCCUCUUAGUCGACGAACUAAAAAGCAUUUGCAAGCGUAUGAAAGUCCCUCACACCACGGGCAAGCCAAAAAUGAUCCUCGAACUCUUAAAAAUCGACGGUAAAAAAAAGUCCAUGUUCGCCGGAAUGAAGACCCCUAGCGCAGCAUUAAAAAAAGUAAUCGAAGAAACAGUGGGUCCUUGCGUUCGCGUCUCAGUCCAGACCUGGAGCUUGAUAAAGCGCCUGUUAACCCUUUUAUACCCUGUCCAGGCCGCAGACGAGUCUCUAACAGACGUCUUCCGGAUCCUCGACGAGGUAUUCCACGAGCACAGAGUCUACCCUGACCUGCCCGAAGAGCGGUACCCAAUUUUCCGCAACCGCCAGAGCUUGAUCGAUUAUGUAGAAGCUAAAAUCGCGCUGAUAAAAAUCACCGAUGCUAUAAUGAAGAAGAAUUGGGACUUGGUCCGCGAUUUAGGCCAACUGGCGUUCGAUAAACUCGAGCCAGCUUUCAAAUCCCAGACAAAACUGGACGUGCCUUCCCAUGUAAGAAGAUUCGACGCGACUUAUAUCUGGGGCAAGGUCGUCUGGUCUAGCGUCGACGCGUUCAAGAAGGAGAAAGUCGAAGGCAUUGCCACGGCGACUAAAUUCCUAAAAGCUCUUAUUGAAAAUAAGAAUAUCAUCCAGGGAAAAAUCGGUCGCUGGUACGGUGAGCUUGCGAUGAUUGAAAUGAGCCAUAAUAAAGAUCUAGAAGCCAGCGUGGCUCUGACAAACAAGGCGCUGACCGAGGAGCGGCUGUCUCCAGUGGACGUUGCCGAGAUGCUGGACAGAGCCAGGAAGUUAGUAGCUCGCAAAACUGGGAUCAGUUUGCAGAGCAAAGAACUCAUGAAACAGCUGAUCAGAGACCGGGAGGAAGAGUUUGUGGUGGUUCCACAUGAAGUUACGGUUUCUGGCACUAGGAUGGACCAUGAGUUCACCACCGGAACAAAAAGUGUCUGGCGGGUCAAGAAUGAAGCCUCCACCGAGCUGAUGAGCGUCGAGAUGGUCGCGAUGAAACACUACAAGGCUAGUGGCUACAACUGCGCCGUUCACUGCGAGGGAAAGUUACCCGUUACUUUAUUCGCUGUUCUGCUCUGGGAUGAAAUUUAUGGAAUUUCUGUCCCCGGAGCUUUCGUCUGUCCUUACCAGACUGCUCCGCUAGAUUUGUUCGGUUCCCAAUUUUACCCCAACCGCCGCGAAGCUAUUGAUCAAAAGUUCAGCUACUACGAAGAGCUGGACGCUGAUAGUCUCAGCGAGAUUAUGUAUGAAAAUUUUAUCACUUACCGGGAAUAUUUUUCACUCAUGAGCAAUAACUUGGUUGAAGAUGGCCAUGAUUUUCAAGACAUUGUAAGAUGUCUGGGAGUCAAAGCAGUAGUUGGCAUCUGCAAGCUGAUGGCUAAGAAUUACUGCCAGUGGAGCGCAGGCUUUCCUGAUUUAAUCGUUUGGAACUCAGGGAAGAAGAAGUGCAGAGUUGUUGAAGUCAAGGGACCCGGAGACUCGCUGUCGGUCAAACAAAAAUUGUGGAUUAAGAAUUUAAUGGAGCUUGGGGUUAAAACUGAAGUUUGUCUUGUCAAGGCUAAUUAAUCAAACUUACCAUUUUUUAUUAAU
Cotesia glomerata is the source of this 2464-nucleotide messenger RNA. RefSeq names its product fanconi-associated nuclease 1-like. The coding region runs from base 170 to 2440 and encodes 756 amino acids. Lineage: Eukaryota; Metazoa; Arthropoda; Insecta; Hymenoptera; Braconidae. Gene Ontology annotation, biological process: interstrand cross-link repair. The record is from RefSeq and is a predicted model, not a curated record. The transcript has 4 exons. Gene Ontology annotation, cellular component: nucleus. Gene Ontology annotation, molecular function: flap-structured DNA binding; 5'-3' exonuclease activity; 5'-flap endonuclease activity.